AUGCUUCGAGAUGGUGACAAACCCCAGCACCCCGAGGCAGCGCCUACCUCAACCGGUCAUCUCAGCCUCGACCUGCGCAGGCCUAUCGGACCCUCCGUGAUGCCUCCCAGAAUGCAAUAUCGAAGUCGGCCUGUCUCGGUCGCCGUAGACCCAGUGUCUCUGGUCAUGUCGGAGUGCAUAUCCAUAACGUCGGCACUGCACAAGCAUGCGCGCUCACCGCAUUCUUCUGUAUCCGCCAUUCUCGGCGGAAACCCGAACCCGAUAUACUUGGGCCCCACGAAUGCUACACCUAGAGGCCCGAAAGCUACUGGCAGUGCUCUCAACGCAGACAAUUUACAGGAUGCGGCUUCUGCCAACCGAUGGGGUCUACGUGGGAAAAGGGGCCGCAGCAUACAGGACAAUCCUCUGAUGGCUGGCUUUGGGAAGCUUCGACACGAACUGGCCAGCGUUCGAGACAUUCAUUCGUUUGACGCGUUAUCGCUUCUGAGUCCAUUCUUGCAGAUCAUACAAACCAAAGGCACCGCUGCGCCUGUCACGAUACUCACGCUCGGAGCACUCCGCAAGUUCCUCGCCUAUGGCUUCAUUGGCCCGACCUCCCCGCGAUUCGCCCUGGCGAUGCAGUCACUAUCCGCAGCAGUCACGCGUUGCCAAUUUGAUGGCAGUGACUCUGGCCAGGUUGAAGUUGUUUUGCUCAUGAUUCUCCAUCUGAUGGAAGACAUGAUGUCAGGGCCUGGGGGUGACAUUCUCAGCGACGAAAGCGUAUGCGAUAUGAUGGGCAGAGGAUUGGCCAUCUGUUCACAACCCCGUUUCUCACCCGUGCUACGCCGCACGGCUGAGGCGUCAAUGGUUCGCAUGUGCCAAAUCAUCUUCGAGGACGUGAAGCACUUGGAAGUCGAAGCCGGAGACGAGUCUGAUGCUCUCGAUAAACAGACGAGUGCGGACAUGGACAGCGUAAAGAUGGACCCUGCUGCAAAUGCUGCUGCUGGUUUGCAAGCCCCAGGGCCAGAGAAUGAAGCUCGCUUGUCAACAUCGAGCUCAACGCCAGUAGACCUGAACCCACCAUCUCAAGAAAGCUUCGACUCUGGAGAAUCCAAGCCCAUUAUCAACACUGGCGCCGAAGCAGAAGGAGAUGGCGAAGCAGGAGGUGAUGGCGAAGAAAGUUCCGAAUCCCUCGAUCUGCGACCCUACUCGCUGCCAUCAGUUCGGGAGCUCUUCAGAGUCCUAGUCAACUUUCUAGAUCCUAACGACCGCCAGCACACAGAUACGAUGAGGGUAAUGGCUUUGCGCAUCAUACACGUGGCACUUGAGGUAUCAGGGCCCUCCAUCGCACGACAUCCAGCUUUGGCUGGCAUUGCGGAAGACAGGCUUUGUUGUUACCUCUUUCAACUUGUGAGGUCUGAUAAUAUGGCCAUUCUUCAAGAAUCCCUGAUUGUUGCUGGCACUUUGUUAGCCACUUGCCGUGGCGUUCUGAAACUGCAGCAGGAACUAUUCCUCUCAUACCUAGUUGCGUGUCUUCACCCAUCAGUAGAAAUACCACGCGAACCCGGUAUUGACCCAACGCUGUAUGCCGGAAUACCGCAGUCUCCCAAACUGGUCAAACCUCCACCGUCGCAGACCAGCAGCGGACGUUCCACGCCAGUACCAGUGAAGGAUAGGCAGAAACUGGGCCUUGAAGGCGGCGCAAGAAAGCCCGACGCGCGACAGGCAAUGGUUGAAAGCAUUGGUGUCUUGGCACGAAUGCCGACGUUCAUGGCCGAAUUGUUUGUCAACUACGACUGCGACGCCGAUCGAGCAGAUCUUUGCGAAGACAUGAUCGGACUACUGGCGAGAAACGCCCUCCCUGACAGCGCUACUUGGUCUACCACAAGCGUUCCGCCGCUAUGUUUAGACGCACUUCUCCGAUACAUACAGUUCCUCGCUGAGCGACUGGAUGAGCCGCCAGUAGUGGAAGAGUACCUAGAUCCGGCCGAAUUACGAGAGCGACGGCGGAAGAAGAAGAUUAUUAUCAAAGGAACGAGCAAGUUCAACGAGAAUCCGAAGGGAGGUCUGGCUUAUCUCGAGGCACAGGGCAUCAUCCAGAAUGUCAAAGAUCCUGUCUCGGUUGCCCAGUUCCUCAAAGGCACCUCUCGAGUGUCAAAGAAGGUUCUUGGGGAGUAUCUGUCGAAGAAGGGCAGUGAAACCGUCCUCGAGGCAUACAUGAAUCUUUUCGACUUUUCUGAAAAACGAGUUGACGAGGCGCUCAGAGGCCUCCUGGAGACGUUCCGACUUCCUGGAGAAUCCGCGUUGAUUGAGAGGAUCGUCACUUGUUUCGCCGCCAAAUACUGCUCCAUGGCAACACCGACUGAAGUUGCCAACGCAGAUGCAGUCUUCGUCUUGACGUAUGCCAUCAUCAUGCUGAAUACGGACCAGCAUAACCCCAACCUCAAGGGUCAGAAGCGCAUGACCGUGGAUGACUUUGCACGGAAUUUGAGGGGCGUCAAUGACGGGCAAGACUUCGCCCCUAGUUACCUCCAAAGUAUUUAUGACAACAUCAGAACGAAUGAGAUCAUUCUCCCUGACGAACACGACAAUAAGCACGCUUUUGACUACGCCUGGCGGGAGCUUAUUGUGAAGUCCGAGUCGGUGCGGCCAUUGGUCCUAUGCGAUACGAACAUCUACGACGCGGACAUGUUCGCGGCGACGUGGCGGCCAAUCGUCUCAACACUGUCAUACGUCUUCAUGUCUGCCACGGACGAUGCGGUCUUUGCCAGAAUUGUUACCGGCUUCGACGAGUGCGCGCGAGUCGCUGCCAAAUACAAGAAUGCUGAUGCUCUCAAUCAGAUUGUAUACUCACUCAGCCACAUGACAACGCUGGCCACCGAGAUUCCUUUCAACACGAGCUUGAACACCGAGGUUCAAGCUGGUGAGAGCAGUGUCAUGGUCAGUGAGCUGGCGGUCAAGCUGGGUAGAGACUUCCGCGCGCAGCUGGCCACGCUGGUACUUUUCCGCGUCGUGACCGGCAAUGAGCACUUGAUUCGCAGCGGUUGGAAAUCUAUUACUCGUAUCUGGCUCAACCUUUUCGUCAACUCUCUCAUCCCGUCCUUCUUUUUGGAGGGUUCUCUUGACAUCAAACCUAUUCCGCUGCAGACGCCCUCUCAAGUCAUCGAUAGAGGUUCAAAAGCCGUGGAGACUGGUUUCUUCUCUGCGUUUACUAGCUACAUCUCCAGCUACGCAGCUGACGACCCCCCCGAGCCUUCGGAGGAAGAGCUCGAAAGCACACUUUGCACUGUCGACUGCGUCAACCAAUGCCGUAUGGGCGAAGUCUUUGCCAACAUCUCAAACCUGCCACCUGAUGAGUUGGAGCCUCUCGUCAACGCGCUGUUAGAUGCUUUGCCAGAGGAUCACAGUUCUACGGUGAUAGUCGUCAAAUCUGAUGUGCCGUCCUCGCCUAUGAAUGGACAGAAGACCGCACAAGCUGGGAUCGUCUAUGACCCAGCAAUGGCCUACAUCCUGGAAUUCAGUACCGUGCUUGCUGUUCGUGACCAAGACACCAUCCAACUUGUUGGCAAGCGGGUCAUCGACGCAUUGCAAGCAGUACUGCGGGAUGCUGGACGCUACCACUACAUUCUCGUCUCAAGGGCUGCCUUCUACCUUUUGAAGCUAUUGCACGUUAGCUACACUCAUGACUAUAUUAACGUGCCCGUCCUACUUCACACCAUAUCGAGUUUUGCGAAGGACGUGCUGGCAAAGACCUCGGUUCUGCUCCUUCAGGGAUUGAGAAUUUGCAUCGACGAGCCAAGCCCACUUCGCAACGAGAUCAUGACCUCUCCGGACUUCUGGGCCAUUAUGCGAGCACUGGCUCUGCGACAAGACUCGGCGCCACUUGUUUUCGAUAUACUGGAAAUGGGUUGCGGUGGAGCCCCCCCAGCCAUCAUUGCGGAUAACUAUGAGUCUGCUAUCUUGCUACUCGGAGAGUUCGCCUCGGUGGCCGGCCGUGCUGCUGUAGCUGAUGCAAAGCAGCGCAAGACUCGUGAGGGUACACGCGAAAACCCUAGUCUUGUCGAAGUUGUGGCACGUGGCUCCAAAGCAAUCAGCACGAUUUACAGUAUGACGGCACGCAUUCCCUUCUUGAUGAAGCAGUCCCAUCUUGAAAACAAUGAAGCAUGGUCUGCGUACUGGUUGCCCAUUUUUCAGGCUCUCACAACGCAAUGCACGAAUCCUUGUCGAGAUGUUCGCCUCCAGGCCUUCACUUCACUCCAGCGGUCGUUGCUCUCGCCAGAUCUCACCUGCAACGACCACAAGGAGUGGAUAGCGAUAUUUGGAGAGGUUCUGUUCCCGUUGAUCCACAAGCUCUUGAAGCCAGAGGUCUUCUCUUCCGACCCUGUAGGUAUGAGUGAGAUGCGAGUUCAGGCCGCUUCUUUGCUGUGCAAAGUCUUUCUCCAAUACCUUGUGCUUCUUUCCGAAUGGGACGAGAUGUUGGAUUUGUGGGUUAAGAUCAUCGAUAUCAUGGAUCGUUUGAUGAACAGUGGGCAGGGUGACAGUCUAGAGGAGGCAGUCCGCGAGAAUCUCAAGAACGUGGUCCUUUUUCUAGCAAGCAGUGGAUACUUGGUAGCGCCCAGCCAAGAUCCUUUGAAAGAGACCCUUUGGAGUGAGACUUGGAAGCGAAUUGACCGCUUUGUGCCAGACCUUAGAGGUGACUUGGCGUUAGAAGAACCAAAGGCUAGUGGAGAACAGGCGGCUAUAGUAGAAGCAAGCAUAUAA
Messenger RNA from Colletotrichum siamense, 4740 nucleotides. RefSeq lists its product as uncharacterized. Gene Ontology annotation, biological process: regulation of ARF protein signal transduction. Bases 1 to 4740 code for a protein of 1579 amino acids. The record is from RefSeq and is a predicted model, not a curated record. The transcript has 7 exons. Gene Ontology annotation, molecular function: guanyl-nucleotide exchange factor activity. NCBI's taxonomy places the organism in Eukaryota, Fungi, Ascomycota, Sordariomycetes, Glomerellales, Glomerellaceae.